CAAUUCCGCCCACGAGAAAUAGUUUCAGUGGCCCCUUUCACCAUUCACACAAGUCCAGGUUCUCUUCCUCAACUCUUUUCUCUCUUGUUCUCCUUUUCUCCCCCCCUAUAUCUUUUCAAUAGAACCAAAUUCAAAAGCGGCCUCUACUUCUCUUAACAUCCUUAACUUUCAAACAAACCACCAUAACUCCCACAAUUCCACUUCAUGAGGUCCAAUAACUGACAACACUUACCAAAACAGUUUUUUUUUAUUUAUCAAUAUUCUCCUAUUUCAAAGAAUUCAAAAUUAAUCCGAUGGAAAUGGAGAAUAUUCCGACGGGUUUCACCUACUUAGGCCGGAAUUUUAGCGACCUGAACAUCAAUGACAACUCCUCCUCCGCCUUCAGCGACUGCAAUAGCGACAGGUCGGGCGAGUUCUCGUCCGCAACAUCGGAGAGCCGCCGUAGGCUCUGGCUCUCUUGCGCCGGCGCCGCCGACGAUUACUCUGACGAAAUUAUUCCUCAAUUGGUAUCCGGCUUAGAAUCCUCCUCUGUCGAUGACCAGAAACAAGCCGCCAUGGAAAUCCGGCUCCUAGCUAAAAAUAAGCCAGAGAAUCGGCUCAAAAUCGCCCGAGCCGGCGCCAUCAGGCCACUUAUCUCUCUCCUAAAUUCAUCCGACUCUCAGCUUCAAGAAUACGGCGUCACAGCGAUUCUGAAUCUCUCUCUUUGUGACGAAAACAAGGAUCAUAUUACGUCAUCCGGUGCAAUCAAGCCGUUGGUUCGAGCCCUUAAAACAGGGACAUCCACGGCGAGAGAGAACUCCGCGUGUGCGCUUCUGAGGCUAUCACAGGUGGAUGAGAAGAAGGCCUUGAUCGGACGGUCAGGAGCGAUUCCGGCUUUAGUAGAUCUAUUAGAGAACGGAGGAAUUAGAGCUAAAAAGGACGCAUCCACAGCGCUUUACUCUUUAUGCUCCAUAAAAGAAAACAAGAUCAGGGCCGUUGAAUCAGGGAUAAUGAAACCGUUGAUUGAAUUGAUGGCGGAUUUUGGGUCCCACAUGGUUGAUAAAUCAGCGUAUGUGUUAAGCUUAUUGGUGGCGUUGCCGGAGGCAAGGUCGGUGUUGGUAGAGGAAGAGGGGAUUCCGGUGUUGGUGGAGAUAGUGGAGGUUGGGUCUCACCGGCAAAAGGAGAUUGCGGCAGCAAUUUUGCUGCAAUUAUGUGAAGAUAGUGUUGUUUAUAGGACUAUGGUGGCGCGUGAGGGUGCUAUUCCGCCGUUGGUUGCUUUGUCUCAGUCGGGUACUAGCCGCGCCAAGAGGAAGGCGGAGACAUUGAUUGAGCUUCUACGGCAACCAAGAUCCGGCAACGCCGCUGCCAGAGAUAUUUGAUUACUGUCUUUUAUUGUCCCACAUGCUCUGCGUCCUCCUCACCCGACCUUCCAUAUUCUCCUUUUCUAAUUCUCUCCCCCGCGUCCUCUAUUUCACUUUUUUUUUAAAGCGUUUUUGGUAGAGACUACGUUUCUGUAUGUGUGUAUUUAUUUUCUUUUCGCUUUAAGUCGUGAUAUUUUCACAUAGGUUUUUUUUUCUUGCUUUGGGGUGAGGACGAGUCGAAAAAGAGUCCAAGGGUUCGUGUUUGAUGCGUGUAAAUACGCUUGUAAAAGUUGUUUUGAAAUAUAUAUGAUCAAUAGUCAGUCUAUAUCUUAGAUGGAGUGAUGAGAGGAAAAAGAAGAAAACCAUAGAAGAAAGGAAAGGAAAGGAAAGGAUUAGUGAAAGUAAAAAGAAACAGAACCAGAAACAACAGUGUAAAUAGUUUGUUUCCAUGUUUGUAAAGCUAAAGAGCAAAGAAAUUAUGAGAGAUGUUUGGAGUCUCCUUUUCUUUUAUUUUA
This is a messenger RNA of Spinacia oleracea (spinach), 1855 nucleotides long. Its product is annotated as U-box domain-containing protein 4. The coding region runs from base 294 to 1358 and encodes 354 amino acids. The record is from RefSeq and is a predicted model, not a curated record. NCBI's taxonomy places the organism in Eukaryota, Viridiplantae, Streptophyta, Magnoliopsida, Caryophyllales, Amaranthaceae. The transcript has 2 exons. Gene Ontology annotation, molecular function: protein binding.